Neofelis nebulosa (Clouded leopard) is the source of this 4335-nucleotide messenger RNA. It is a transcript of the gene MLC1, whose product is annotated as modulator of VRAC current 1. Lineage: Eukaryota; Metazoa; Chordata; Mammalia; Carnivora; Felidae. The transcript has 12 exons. Gene Ontology annotation, cellular component: plasma membrane; cytoplasmic vesicle; endoplasmic reticulum. The coding region runs from base 2118 to 3239 and encodes 373 amino acids. Gene Ontology annotation, biological process: regulation of response to osmotic stress. The record is from RefSeq and is a predicted model, not a curated record.
GGAGUUUCCGCUUCCUAGGACUGUCCCGUGUGUCCGCCAGCCUGGAUUCGGGACUCUCCACCCCAGCUUUUCAGUGCGACCACCUGGAUGCCCAGCAGAGCCUUCGGUCUCAUGGCGACAAGGACGCUGCGGACGCUCCCUCCACACCUGCUUCUCCCAGUCGUGUGCACAUCAGGUGGGACAGCUGCACCUGCCCUGCUCAGACUGAAGCCUUCCGCCCCCCUGAACUACUGACCCUCUCGCCCCACGUCUUGCUGACUGCAGAUCGUGUUGGCUUUUCAAGCUCUCCCCAAAACCUGGCCACUCCUCGAAACCGCCUCUGUGCCCCACCUCAGUCCCGGCCAGCACCUGCUCUCUUGUGGCCUGUUGUCCACCCAGCAGCCGCUUGCUCCUCCACGCAGAACCUUCCGGCACGUCCAUCUCAGAGUCCAAGCCAAGGUUGUCUCCAUGCCCACAGGUGCCUCCUAUCUGGAUGCUUCACCUCAUAUGAUUGCUUUGUCCAUCGUCCUCCAGCCUGGUCACCUCAGGACCUUUGCAUCCGUGGCACCCUUGCUCCAGCUCUCUGUGAGACUCCCCUCUUUGCCUUCUGCAUGUCUUUGCUCAGAUGCCUCCUCAGUGAGGCCUGCCCUGACUCCUCCAAGCAGCAACCCCCAUUCCUUCCCUCCCCCGCCAUAAAGCACACUACUUAUCUUGUGCGCUUCUGUCCGGCCAUUAGAAUGUAAACUCCAGGCGGGAGGGACUGUGGACUGCUCUGUUCCUUCUGGAAGCAUUCAUUGAAGGACAAGGGAAACGUUGAAACAUGAGUAGGAUCUGAGGAGGCAGGAAAAGGAGGAAAGACGUUUUAGGAACAGUAGUGUAUGUGAAGAUACUGUGGAAACACAGGAUUUGUUCUGAACGUUGGUAUUGCCAAUGGAAACGAGGAAGCAUUUCUCAAGUGACUAGAGGACUCCAGGGCCUUGAGGAGUUUGCUCCACAAUUUCUGAUUCAAGGCAGCUUGUAUUUCUUAGGAGUAGAACAACCUUGGAAAGGCACAGAAAUGGUGAAAUUUGCUUGACGUUUUCUUCAAACAAGAAGAAACACCAAGGGUUCAAUCUCGCCGCACCAAUUCCUACUAAUUCAGUUAUCAUUUAAAAGGGAGUCCGUAAAGAAGUUUGGGAGGUUUUUCAAUCGGUUCAAAAUCCCUUCUUAACUUCCCGGGUUAUAGUUUGUGAAAACUCUAUUCUUUGCUUGGUGGAAAAGCUAAGACAACAGAGCAUCCCAUUAUUCAAAACCAAUGCCUUUGCUCAAGCUUUAUGUGGAUUUGCAGUUUGAGGAGCUGGUUUUUCAGAAUGCUUUGAUUCGAGCUACUUUAUGGCUCCCAUGUCAACAAAGAAACUGUCGCUGUAACUGUCAGGGCGCCAGUGUCUCUGGGCGAAGCAUACUCCCGUCCUUUUUCUUUAGCAGAAAUAAAAGGCACAGCAGGACUGCUAGGGCUGCCCACGGGAACCAAUGAGUCAGAAUUCCAAGCAGUUCAAGGGCCACGCCAGCCAUGUUAAACGUGCAAAUGUGCAUGUGACCUCAUGAAGAAGGUCUUCCUCUAUUAUCUCAGAGCAUCGAUGGAAGAAAGCUGCUUUGAAGGGUGUAUGACAAGGUGUUUGGAUAGUAAGGUGUUUCAGAAACGGACACCCAGCACUCCACCCUGCCCGGACUGGGUGCUUCUGGUUGUGCUACUCUUAGGUACACUUCUUUCCUGUGAGAUGCCUGCCAUGGCACCUGUGUGUGACCCAGCUGCCAUCAGUGGAACUGAGGGACCCCUUAAUUUUUGGCAGAGUUGAGACGGCACGGAGCAGUGCUCUGAGCCAGCAGUUACACAACCACCGCGGAACUUUCCAGGGUCACUCUCUUCAUCUCAUUGAAAUUCAGGAAGCGGCACUCCUUCCCCUGGCUUAAGUGCAGUUUUGCUGGGCUUUUGUUCCAUUUGUGAAUAGUUCUUGCUGGAAGCCCCGGGCAGGAUGACUUGGUAACGGCCCCUCACCCAGAGACCAGCGCUCCCAACGCCAGAAACCACCGGAGCGGCAGCAGAGGUGACUCCAGAGCUCCAAGUGCAUCUGUUGUGUGGCUUCUGUCCCCUGAGCACCAUGGCACGGGAUGAGCAGUGCAGGGAGGAGCUCAGUUAUGACCGGAUGCCCACCCUGGAGCGGGGAAGGCCGGAGGCCGGGAGCUACACCUCAGACGCCAAGCCCAACGACCUUCAGCUGUCGACAAGGCUGCCUCCAUGCUUCAGUCACAAGACAUGGGUUCUCUCUGUGUUGAUGGGGAGCUGUCUGCUUGUGACUUCGGGGUUUUCGCUUUAUCUGGGAAAUGUGUUUCCUUCCGAAAUGGAUUACUUACGUUGUGCUGCAGGAUCGUGCCUUCCCUCAGCAAUUGUGAGCUUUGCCGUUUCAAGGAGAAACAUCAAUGCGAUCCCCAACUUUCAGAUCCUGUUUGUGUCCACGUUUGCCAUCACCACUACAUGUUUAAUCUGGUUUGGAUGCAAACUGGUUGUGAACCCCUCAGCAAUAGACAUAAAUUUUAAUUUGAUUCUUCUCCUUCUGUUGGAGCUUUUCAUGGCAGCCACGGUGAUCAUCUCGGCACGGUCGAGCGAGGCGUAUUGUAAGCAGAAGGGUUCCAUGUCAGAUAGCACCAACAUUUUGUAUGAAGUGGCAUUUCCUGCUCGGGUCCUGAAAUCCUAUUCAGUCAUCGAGGUGAUUGCUGGCGUCUCUGCCGUCCUGGGUGGGGUCAUCGCUCUGAACGUGGAUGAUGCUGUCUCGGGACCACACCUCUCCGUGACGUUCUUUUGGAUCUUAGUGGCCUGUUUUCCAAGCGCCAUUGCCAGUCACGUCACAGCUGAGUGUCCAAGCAAGUGUCUGGUGGAGGUGCUGAUUGCCAUCUGCAGCCUCGCGUCCCCGCUGCUGUUCACUGCCUCUGGGUACCUGUCGUUCAGCAUCAUGAGAAUCCUGGAGAUCUUCAAAGACUACCCGCCAGCCAUCAAGGUAUGCGUUGCUGUUCUGCGGUUGCUUCUGAUGCUGCAGCUGCUCCUGCAAGCCGGCCUCAACACUGGCACCGUCAUCCAGUGCGUGAGCUUCAAGCUGGGCGCAUCCUGGGAUGCUGCGCAGACCGGCCAGCAGGAGCGCCCAGCCGGGGAGGUAUCCAGAAGCCCCCUGAAGGAGUUCGACAAGGAGAAAGCGUGGAGGGCCGUCGUGGUGCAGAUGGCCCAGUGACCAUGGGGCGGGGAGACCGAGGCAGGAGCAGGGCCCCUGCCUGGCUAGUUGUCUUGAAGCUACCGCUUUCUAACUUGCCCUUCACCUUCGUCCAGGCCAGGCUGCAAGGUGGAGUCUUCAUUUCUUUUAGUAGUUUAGUUGUUAAAUAGGCAAGUGUUGACCAUUUUGCGCUUAGGAGUCUUUCAGUUCCUCACCCCCAAGGCGCCACCGCACACACCGUGGUGUGGGGCUCUCGGGUGAGGAAGGCGCUCGUGCUGGAGCCAGACCCUCCCGGCACCGACACCUAGGCAGGCCUUGCACGUGCGGCCAGCCGCCCAUCUGCUCCUCCUGCACCUCGCUGGCUUCCCGGGCCCAUUCUUGUCGAGCACUUACCUUAAGCAGACGACAGCCGGGCUGUGGACGGCCCCACGUGGGUCUUAACGACUCGGGCGUUUCUCUCUGGACACGUGUCUGCCAAGCACCGUCUCUGACCACGGAGCAGAGCUGUGUGGGGAGCCCCUUCUCUGCAGGACCGUGUUCACAGGCAGCCCCCACACCCACGGCUGUGCCUGUGUGGCGCUCACGUGCCCGAACUUCUGCCCUCUGUCUUAGAUCGAGCCGUUCCAGAAGGACCCUGCCCGCUCACUGGUGCCGGUGUUGUCCAUGUCAUGCGUGGUAUGCAGAGCCCAGGUCAGCAGGGGCUGUCUGCACUUGUGCUGGGUGGUACCCAGCUCCUGAGCCCUUUUGUCAACACCCACACUAAGAGUGACCCUGGCCACUGUGACAGCUCAGUGUUCUUUGGGGUGGGGCCAAAGAGAGAAACUUGGGCCACAUUUCUGGGUCUUGUUGGCUUUGGUGAUGCAGGUGGGGCUGGGCCCCCUGCCUCCUCUCAUGGGUUCUGCUGGCACUCCCAUUACCAUUCUCAAGACGCGAGACAUGCCCCCCAGAACCCUCAUGGGGGUCAUCACUGGGCAUUCUCCGGCUCCCUCCAUUUCCUGACCUCACUUACCUGAGGUCCAGCCCAGGCCACGGGUCUCUCCCAUCUGUCACUGCCCCUCCUGCCAGACAGCAAAGACGGUUUGGGUGUGAGAAUAACAUUUGCUUCAGUUAAAAUCAC